Hylaeus anthracinus is the source of this 1746-nucleotide messenger RNA. RefSeq names its product phospholipase A1 member A. Gene Ontology annotation, molecular function: lipase activity. Gene Ontology annotation, biological process: lipid metabolic process. The transcript has 2 exons. Lineage: Eukaryota; Metazoa; Arthropoda; Insecta; Hymenoptera; Colletidae. The coding region runs from base 68 to 1126 and encodes 352 amino acids. The record is from RefSeq and is a predicted model, not a curated record.
CGAAGAAUCGUCGCGAACGCGAUCAGUUGUCGUAUCGCGCCGGCCAACGAACGUAUCGUAUCGCGAAAUGGUUCCUUCAACCCUGAUGUCGUUGUUCCUGACGACGUUUCUCCUUGCGAUUCAGGCGUUGCCGAAGAAACCGAUUGGCCCGAUCCAGGAAGCGAUCCAGAGCGGCGUCGCGGCGGAGUACGACCGCGACAAGUGCAUCUGGAGGCGAGGAAACGAUCGAGAUUCCUGUCCCGAUCCCGAUGUCAAGGUCUACUUUUAUGCCAAGGAUCGACCUAGACGCGAACUGGACUCGAGGGAGUCCGAUUGGCUGCGACAGGAUUACGAACCGACCAAGGAGAACGUUCUUCUUAUACACGGAUACGCAGGCGGUGACGACACCCUGCCGAUUUCCGUGCUGCGCGACGCCUACCUCCGAAACGGCAGCUACAACGUGUUCCUGGUCGACUGGGGUGCCCUGUGCGCGGCACCCUGCUACCCAGCAGCCGUGGCUAACCUUCGUCCAGUCGCUCGUUGCUUGGCAGGCACCUUGACCACCUUGCGAAACCUGGGCCUGCCGAUCUCGAGGACGACCUGCGUGGGACACUCGCUUGGCGCCCACGUCUGCGGCAUCAUGGCUAACUUUCUUCUCUUCAGGAUGCAUCGGAUAAUCGGCCUGGACCCGGCCAGGCCUCUCAUGCGCCCUGGUUACGUGAAUCGUCUGGACAGCGGGGACGCGGACUUUGUCGAGGUGAUUCACACCAACGCUGGCUACUACGGGGAGAGCGGAAGAAUGGGCCACGUGGACUUCUGCGUGAACGGCGGCAAGGUGCAGCCGUUCUGCGAGGACAAGCCCAACGAUCAGCUGUGCAGCCACGUCUGGGUGGUUUGCUACAUGGCGCAGAGCAUCGACAACGGCGGUCUCGAGUCCAUGGCGGAGCCCUGCUCGAGGAGGUGCCCUUCCGGGCCAAGGAUCGCACCCAGGGCGGGCGAGUACGUGCCCAUGGGACAGCACACGCCGAUCGGGACCAGGGGGUCCUUCUGCUACACGGGCAAGCAUCCCCCUUAUUGUCCCAAGUACGGAAACGGACGGGGCGACCCGAGAUGCUGCUUGCCGGACAGGAAGCCUGUUUCUUUCUAAUGUUGACGAGAGGCUAGACUGUUGACUUCCCCUUGUACGAGAGCUUUGUCGGGGACAGAGGUGGGCAGAUGCUUCGUUUGGAUAAUAAGUGGUAGAUGAAGCCAAUGUAUAGUAAUCUUUAGCUAUCCAUUCUGGAUUUACUCGUUCUAUAUUUAUUCUACCGUUUUGUUCAAUCUAUAAGGAAUUCGAAUUUGUAUCUUAUUUGCUUUUCGGAAUUAUUUAUUUAGCUAAGAAUUUUUCUUACCUUUGCAUGACCGACUGUUUCUCGAAUAUAAGACAACCUUUUUCGUCACAUCUGCUAGACCUCUAGCAGCUCUCGUCUGAUGGAAAGUCGAUAGCAUACGUGAGCUCCGAGUUGAGGCACGACGUGACUCUUGGUGGACUACAAGCCUGUGUACAAAGUGUGAGACGAUCAGUGACCAAUUAACACUAAAGCAUCAUCUGAGUAAUGCUCGUAGUGUAAGAGAAAUCCGUUUUUAACACUCGUACAAUGAGUUUUUAUGACAGCAUAACUAAACCUUAAGUUAAUAAAAUAACGUCUUAUACUCUAAAUUAGGCAGUACUCUAAAUUAGUGUACCUAAAUCGAGUACCUACGCACGAUACCUAUCAAAAUAAACGA